UUUAGUGCAUGUCUGGAAGAUUUGAGAAGCUUCGUGUUUGGGCGGACGGUGAUGUACAACAAGGAUCUUCAGGUGUUCAACAGCAACAGCAAUAUUCCGAUAUGGAACAAAUAGCAUUACCACAUAAGGCGCGGCUAUACCAGCUGUUCGAAUAUGUUGAAAAGGAAAUUGACUCUUUGUAUGAAGAGAACUGCGAAUUGCAGACAAAGUUGAACCAAUUAAGUGAACGGCUGGGCGAAACAGUAACGCUAUCACCUGAGGUCUGUUCUUCACCAAAUGAUCCGUUAUCAGCACGAAAAGAAGUCGGCAGGAAAGGUAACCAAAUGCGUCAGAAACUAAAGACUGCUUUACGAGUUCCACCAGGACGUCUGGUACAGAGCCUGAAAGUCGUUAGUGAUAGUUCACGUCGAUGCAGAUAUGUUCGUUCGUUUAUGGGACAUCGAGAUGGUAUUUGGCAUGUGACAGCAAGCCGUGGGUCACAACCGAUUUUGGCGAGCGCUUCCGCCGAUCAGACAUGCUUGCUGUGGUCUUUGGAUGCAGGUUCAUGUUUGGCCCAAUAUACGGGUCAUGUUGGUUCGGUCAAUGGUGUUGCUUUCGGGCCGUCAACAACAGAUUCCACUGAAUUCAUGCUUGCUACAGCCAGUGGCGAUCGUACUGCACAUAUUUGGAAAACUGUUGUUCCAGGCAAUACCCAACUCCCUGCUGCGAGUAGUGAAGAUGAUGAAUUAGCUGAAAAGGAACAAACGAAUGGUGGGAACGACAUGCAAGGCAGUGGGGAGAUUCAUGCAUCAAGUAUUGUACGGCAGCCGCUCCGGCGCUUGACGGGUCAUGCUAAUGCAGUUAUGGCUGUUGAGUGGUUUAGUGGUGGUGAACAGCUUAUCACAGCUAGCUGGGAUAGAACUGCUAAUAUUUAUGAUGCUGAACGAGGGGAAAUUCUGAAUAUUUUAUCGGGCCAUGAUGACGAGUUGAAUCACUGUAAUGCUCAUCCAUCGCAAAAACUAAUUGUUACUGCAAGCCGCGAUUCUACUUUUCGUCUUUGGGAUUUUCGGGAAUCAAUUCAAUCUGUUGCAGUUUUUCAAGGGCAUAUUGACUCAGUCACGUCGGUUGUAUUUUCAUCCGGUGAAAAACUUGUUUCGGGCAGUGAUGAUCGAUCAAUCAAAGUCUGGGAUUUACGCAAUAUGCGUAGUGCAAUUGUAACUGUUCGUUUGGACAGUGCUGUUAAUCGAAUUUCAAUUUCGUCACGAAGUGUUGUUGCAAUUCCACAAGAUAAUCGCAGUAUUCGAUUGUAUGAUUUGAACACCGUUCGAUUAACAAGACUUCCUCGUGCGAGUGGACAAAGUCAUCGCCGUAUAGUUUGUUGUACUGCCUGGGCGGACGAUCAUCCGAAUUAUGAUCUGUUCACUUGUGGAUUUGAUAAGCAAGUUAUUGCUUGGAAGACUGCAUUUGCGAAAGAGUAAAUUAUCGCUUAUUGCUUCAAACCGUUUUCCAUUUCAACUUAUCUUUUUCUUAUUUAACAGUUAUUGCUGCAUUAUCAUAAGUUAUUCAUUUUUGUUUAUGAAAAUGUUUGAUGAAGCAGUCAGAGGGAAAUUUAUAUAAAGUCUUGUACAUAAUUCGGGACUAACAGUUGUCGUCAACUUCUCUUUUAGUUAUUUAGAAAUAUAUCUUCAUUCUAU
Loa loa (African eye worm) is the source of this 1673-nucleotide messenger RNA. Its product is annotated as WD-repeat protein 37. Gene Ontology annotation, molecular function: protein binding. The transcript is spliced from 11 exons. The coding region runs from base 9 to 1457 and encodes 482 amino acids. The record is from RefSeq and is a predicted model, not a curated record. Gene Ontology annotation, cellular component: preribosome, large subunit precursor. Lineage: Eukaryota; Metazoa; Nematoda; Chromadorea; Rhabditida; Onchocercidae.